AUGGCGGACGAUCAUUAUUUAGCCAAGACGUAUGCCGAAGCUCGUAGCCGGCUGGCUCUGGAUUACACAUAUGGCUUUGACACUUCCGGUCAAUCUCAAGAAUGGUACCUCGGAGACAUAAUAGUGAACGGAUGGGCGUCUGAGGAUGACAUCAAACACUUCACUCACCACAGCCUGAUGCGUGGCUAUGAAGAGUGGCAUCUGAUGUUCUCAUGUGCAAACGCUUUAAAAGAAUUGAAAGAAGAGGCUUCUUUCGAUGAUCCCCUCGAGGGGCAAGACCUCCUCACCUUCCUCACCAAGGUCCUCUCCCCACGCUCUGGCCCUCUAGAUGGUGUCAUCAGCGGAAAGACGUCGAAUCUUCAUCCGAAGUAUGAAGACGUUGCACAGGAACCCCAAUCCCAGUCAAGCACGAAACAGGGGAAGGCAGGGAAAAGGAAGAGAGAUGCGUCUCACGAACAGACAGAUCCAGAACAAUCCGUCAAGAAGCACGGAAUGAACAUGAUAUCUCCAUUCUGGUCCGCGAAUAACCCAGGUUCUUCCCUUCAGCAAUUCCACCAGUCAGCAGAUGAUAAAAAGGAGUCGAAAAGCGAGAAGAAGAAGAGUAGAAAGAACUCAAAGAAGAGAAAGAGAGACAUAAAGGCUAGAAAGUCACUGCCCGAGUCUAUUGCUACACCUCUAGCUGAGAGCCCAGUUCUUCGAGUCCCCAAAGUUCGCCGCAGCCAAGACAACAUCUCUACAUCGCCGGAAUUCUACAGCCGGGAGUCUGUGAGUGGCCAGGGUGGUGUUUUGCAUACUACUCUUCCGCUGCGCGUUUCUCAUACAAAUACUGAAGCAGAAAAGGUAUUAGCAGACUUGCAAUCAUCAUUACCUACACCCGGAAAUGUUGAAGGGACCUUGGACGCAGCUACGUUGAGUUUAGGCGAAUCGGACGAAAACGAGGAACCAGAAAUCAACGGUGCAGCAUCUCAUAAGAGAGAAAGCAAGUCUCCUCAACUAGUAGUAAAAUGUCUAACUCCCAAACGCAAAACGAAGUCCCCUUACUUUGACACAAUGGACAUGUUCGGCCCGCCCAAGAUAAAAUAUCCCCGACCUCCUCGAGGAACAGUUCCUUGCGUACCUUUCCCGCGUUUAGACGCCCCCAAUUUCGGCUUGAUUCAAGAAGACCUCGCAACCGAUCCUCUUCGUUUGCUUAUCGCAGUGACUUUUCUGAUACGCGUAAAGGGGAAACAUUCAAUACCCGUGUUCCACGAUCUCGUAGAAAAGUAUCCGACACCGAGACAUCUAGCAGAAGCAGACACAAACGAUAUAAUAGCAAUGAUUAAACACCUCGGUCUUUCUGCGGUUCGAGCUACUGCAAUCCAGAAAUACGCACGAAUAUGGAUAGAAAAGCCACCUCGAGCUGACAUUCGAUAUGGCGUGAAGAAUUAUCCACAGCUAGGCGACGGGGCCGACGUCCGGACUGCAGAAACAUUGAGUCCUGACGAUCCCAGGUCGUCGGCUUGGGAAAUUGGCCACAUGACACAAGGUCGGUAUGCUAUAGACAGCUGGAGGAUAUUUUGUAGGGAUGUCCUUCUCGGUCGUGCAGAAGACUGGAGAGGCAAAGGACGCGAAGGAGAAUUCCAACCUGAGUGGAUGCGAGUAUUGCCGGAAGAUAAGGAACUCCGUGCCUGUCUUAGGUGGCUAUGGAUGCAGGAGGGCUACGUAUGGGAUCCAAAAACGGGAGAGAAGGAUAUCCUUCCGGAAGACUUGCGUAGGGCGGUUAACGAGGGUCGAGUUGCAUAUGAUGACACUGGCGAGCUGAAAAUACUGGACAAGGUGGCUCCUACAGGGAGCAGUACCCUUAAAUGUAUAUGAUAGCUACACUCACGAAUAUGCUUUUUUAUAGGGGGUCGCUCUUGAUUGUGUAUUGGUUAUAAGUACGCCCAACUCGGCCAGCUAUAAGAUAUUAAUUUUUAUGCGAAGCUUUUUAAUAUCAGAUAAUGUAUCAGAUCAUUUAUUAUAAUAAACUUGUAAAAACUGAUUUCGAUGUAAU
This is a messenger RNA of Daldinia decipiens, 2032 nucleotides long. RefSeq names its product DNA glycosylase. Gene Ontology annotation, biological process: DNA repair. Gene Ontology annotation, molecular function: catalytic activity; DNA binding. Gene Ontology annotation, cellular component: nucleus. NCBI's taxonomy places the organism in Eukaryota, Fungi, Ascomycota, Sordariomycetes, Xylariales, Hypoxylaceae. The record is from RefSeq and is a predicted model, not a curated record. The transcript has 2 exons. The coding region runs from base 1 to 1854 and encodes 617 amino acids.